GUGAGCGAAUCCAUACGCAAAACUUGAUGUCAUUCCCUCAUCAAAUCCCAUCACUUGCUCUGGCAAUUGGGACAAUUUCUGUCCUAUUUGUUUUUGAGGUCCCACUUUUCUCGGAAGAACGGGAUUCCAAUGGCAUCUCGGAAUAUUCCAAGUUCAUUUUUUGUACGAUUUCGUGUAUUCUCCUUGCCAGGGAAUGGAAGAAUCAGAAAAAGAACACGGGAUUCCGCUCGGACCGUGUUGAAGGUGGAGGUCACAGAUAUCUCGGUCUUGCAUUUUUCUGCUGCUACGAGACUUUCCUUGGGUACGAAUUGAUAAAUCAUUUCCGCUACAUUUUCGUCGCCCCAGACUGUUUCGAAUGUAUUACAAUUUUUGAAAUCCUUGUCCAAAUGUGCCUCGCCUUGGGUCUCAUGGAGGCGUUGUAUAACAAAGAGAAAUACAUCCCAAGCAACAAUUCACUCUCGUACUACACUUGGAGCAUCGUGGGCGCCACCUCCCUCAGCCUCGCUUUCCAUCACGUCAUGGAAGAAAUAAUUUUAACCCAGAUUGAAAUUUGUGUCAGGAAGAGGAUCCUAAGAAACCUUGAGUAUCCAAUCCAAUCAUGGGCCGAAUAUGUCCCAAAACUUUUUAAAAAGAGGGUGAAAUGUUUCCAAUACGACGCAUUCCAUGAACAAGCAGACUUCAUUAUUCACCUACUUCCGGUGGGGCCGGAAUUUUACUUCCUCUCUGCAUUCUUCUGCGCCAACAAGUGGCACAGGUUGGAGGUCAAAGACUGUUCCGAAGAAAUAAUUACAGGUGAAUCAACCAAUGUCACGAGAAAAGGAAUGACGCGUCUUCGUCGAGCAAAUUCCAUGCCAUCAUUCACUCCAUUGGAAACCCUCGUGACGAAACAAUCCCUCGAAAUAGAAGGCCUCCGCCAUAAAAAGGCAUCCCCCUCCUUCAAACUAACCAUAAUCAUGUCGUGUAUUGCAGUCAGCGUUUUUACGGUUGGGUCGAUAUCUAUAUUUUAUGUCUUGAUGCAUCAAGCGGAACACAUGUCGGCGGUUAUAACAUAUAUCGUGCAACAAUUUAUUUUCAAUAUCGCAAUUUUGUCCAUAGAAAUAUUAAUUUUUGUAACCAAACUGAACGGCAGGGGCCAAAGUGACCCGACUCAUGGAGGUCAUCACGAGUUGGACAAGUUGCUUCUGAUUUGUCCCCUUCUUCAACUUGGGAUCCUUGUCACCCUGCGCGUUCUUCCGAAUAUAAUUGGAAUCCCGUUUACGGUGAAGGGACCCCUUGUUGGACACCUUUGGACAUGUAUCGACAUAUUUUUGGCCUUUCUCCUCUGGGGAGAGGCAGCAUUUCAGGCCUUCUUUAUUUCACAGCUGCACGACACCCCGAAAAAGCUGAUUCGUAAAGAUAAGUGGGUCAAGUUGUCCAUGUUGCUGCUAUUUUUGCUGAAUUUCGGGGUUUGGUUGAGUUGGACGCUGCACGCUAAACAGAUUUCUUUACAUGGUAGAUCGAUGCAGAUUUUUGGAGAGAUUACGUGGAUCGUCAUAGUCUUUUGUACAGUGCCUUUUGUUCUUUUCUGCUUUGGGCAUUCGGCAGCGAGUUUUUUAGACCUGUAUAUUUCUAUGAAUUAAUCCAUGUAUAAACGCGUAUAUGCAGGAGAAAUUGUAAUUUAUUAGUUUCAGUGAAAUAAACUGUUUGAAUCGUCGUCACAAA
Folsomia candida is the source of this 1701-nucleotide messenger RNA. RefSeq lists its product as uncharacterized. The record is from RefSeq and is a predicted model, not a curated record. NCBI's taxonomy places the organism in Eukaryota, Metazoa, Arthropoda, Collembola, Entomobryomorpha, Isotomidae. The coding region runs from base 27 to 1619 and encodes 530 amino acids. The transcript is spliced from 3 exons.